This is a messenger RNA of Ectocarpus sp. CCAP 1310/34, 1446 nucleotides long. Lineage: Eukaryota; Phaeophyceae; Ectocarpales; Ectocarpaceae. The record is from the annotation of a GenBank genome assembly.
GUAUACAGAGUACAGCUUGUGAGGAAGCUUUGGGCUUGCAAGCAAGCACAGCGUGACCAUUCCGAAUACUCUCUGGUUCGGGCGUCUGCCACAAGCACAGCGAUGAGGGUCCGGAGCGCCGUGAGGCGCAUAUGCCGGGACUGCUACGUGGUGAAGAAGAAGGGAGUCGUCUACAUCCGGUGCAAAUCGGUGAAGAAGCAUAAGCAGCGACAAGGUUUCCACACCGACGCGGGCGUGCCGGCGUGGCAGCAGCAAGAGGAAGGGCUGGGGCACUCACGCCGUCGCGGUUUCGGAGCGUUCGCCUGUAGCGAAAACGCACCCAAGUGUGACUCCGCCGCCGGCAGCUCUUGGAGACCUCCUCACCCUCUGGCGACGGGCGCGCCCGGGGUUCUGUCUAGCUUGCCAUGGCUACCCGCGUGGGCAUCGGUACGAGCUCCCGCCACCAGGAAGGACACCCAAGAAGUAGAAGUCUCCUCCGACUUGCACUCCGGGCUGGGCGCCCAGUCUGCUCGGCUGACAGCGGGCGGGAUUUCUCCCCUGACAACUCUUGGCGGUUGGAUGGGAUCGUCGAUUCUUGGCUUCAUGCGGAGGAGUGGACCGUAACGCUGUCGCGAUGUUGUGUUCGCCUCACGGCGGCCGGCUCGCUCGAUCUCACCAGUUUUGGAUCGUCGUCGCUGUUGUUGUUGUUUGGUGUGGUGCGUUGUUCAUACGUACCACAGCAGUUUUGCGGUGCUCAUCGGUCUCAUGGUCGGCGUUAGCGUGGGAGAUGACGGUGGCCGUGGCCAUGGUGUUGCUGAAUGCGCUGUGGGGGCAGAGGAGGAGCUGCCGUACUGUCGGUUGCCCGUAGAACGUUUGGUGGCUAAAUAGCGCGCGCGACGGCCCUUUGGCCGAACACAGCGAACAAUCAUGCAGGGGGAAAGACCGCUGCGGAAGAAGAAGCCCUCAGGGCACAAACCUUGCAGUUUUUUUGUCGUUUGUAGGCGAAUGUGUUCGCGUUUGUGUAUGGUUUGGUCUGGGUUUCGCUGGCGCUGGAUACGGUCCACCGUCAAAAUGCUGUCCGAGACGCAUGGUGCACAUUUGCAGGAGGGGGUACUACUUCUGCCGUGAUCGCCAUGUUGAAGGAUGAGUACGUCUCCCCUGCUUACGCCACUACCGUACUGCUGUGGAUGCUGGGACGCAGGAGUCGCCAGCCAUGUGUUUGCGUCUACACGCGAACCGUCUCGUUGGUGUAACUGAUCCAAAUACCGCCACAGGCAAACAUUGUGUUAUGUCGGUUCCCCCCACACGACAUACGUGUGUGCAAGGAUCGCCUUGGUCUGAGAUGCUAACCGCAACCUCACCUACCGCAGCGUUGUGUGCGUGCUCACCCCGCCUGGUCUGGACGUCAGUUUUACUCUUUCGUUGAUGUGAUAUCACACGCUUGGUCUCAAACGCGACGAGUUUUUU